CGAUCAGGCGACUCGGGUGAACUCCACCAGAAGAGGUUGAACUACCGGCGAUCAUCCUCCCUCCUGAGUUUCUAACGGGUCCCAAAAGAGGAUGGUGCGCGCGCCUGUGUGUGGAUGUGGGUGGCGAGGUGGAGACGGGCUAGAGGGGUGGGGAGGGAAACCAUAGGUGUGCGUGGGAGGGGAAACAAGCUGAGUGUGCGUCUCAUCUAAUAGAGCCUAGGAGCGCAAUAUCUUCCCCGUCAUCUCCGUCUGGGCGGUCGGGGGUGCGCCGUGCCUUUCCGGGAAACCAUCAGUAGAAGGUGCGUUGACGAGAGCGGAUUUCGUCGGCCGUCUCUCAGUCUAAUUGGUGCGAUUCUUGUCCGAGUUGAUUGUCUGCUAACCUAUUCGUAGCGAGGCAGAGGUGAGAGUUGGGACGAGAUUCUCGCUGAGAUCCGCUAGCAGGACUGUUUGGAAAUGAAGGAAUUAUAAACGGCGCAUAAACAGGAGGGACGCACGCCAGCAGGUCAAAGUUUUCUUUUGCAGAAGUGUUUUUUUUCUCCUUUUCUGCGGACAUCACUGUGCCUCAGAUUGACGCCGUGAUGGAAUGACAAUUGGAGAGAGCAUGAUGGACACUUUGGCACCGCAGCUCCUGCUCAGAAAUCCUCCUGUUGACGCCCGGCGCGGUGCUGACCGAGCCCUCAGGACGGUGAUCAGUCAUUUGUUUUGAAGUGGCAGGAAAAUCCUCUUGAUCGUCCCCCCCUCCCUCCCUCACCCCCCCUUCGGUCGCCAAACGAGAGUGCGAAAUGGUGUGUGCAGCGAUUCCUCAGAGUCUGACGUGCGUACUCAUCACAUUCCCGUUAAGCAACGCAUCUUAAAGAGCUUCUUUCUUCAUUCAUGUUCAUUCUGCUUCUGAACUUGUUGAACGGCGUUAAAGAGCCGGGGAAGAGGACAAGCCCGUACAAGACAUCAGCACCAGAUCGCCACGCAGGAACAGGACCAUGAUUGACAGCCGGGCGAGCUGAGAAGACCUGUCACUCAUCUUCCUAUCAGCGUGUCAGUGGGCUAUCGCCUUCUUGCCUUCCCCCUCUGCCUCCUCCUUCUCCUCCACCACCACCAUACUCUUCCCUCCCUCAAUCCUCUCCUCUUAUCUUCUCACUGGGCUGGUAACCUCACCAUCCCUCCUAGUUAUCCACUACUCCAGAAACCUGAAAGAGACAGAAAUAGUAAAGAAAAACAACAACAACUCUUCUAAAAAGACUGUCGCUCCACCUGAGGGAAGUUUGGCAUGCCUCCUCACUCCAGUUGAGUGAGUUGUAGUAAGUGGAAGUAGAAGAGGGAUCCCUUGUUGUUACACCUUCAGAAGGAGAUACAGCUCCUCGGGAAGGAGCCGAGAGAGGACCAGUCAUGCGUUUCCAUUUUGCGUUGACGCUGCAGGCACUGUGGACAGGUGUUUGCCAGGCGGCCAUGCAGCACUACCCUGCAGCGUGGGGCCACUAUGAUGUGUGUAAGUCUAAGAUUUACUCAGACGAAGGCUUAACCUGGGACUACAUGGCCUGCCAGCCAGAGGCAGCAGACAUGACCCAGUUCCUGAAGGUAUCUCUGGAUCCCCCCAACAUCACCUGUGGAGACCCUCCGGAGACGUACUGUGCCCUGGAGAACCCCUAUAUGUGUAAUAAUGAAUGUGACGCCACCACAGAGGAACUCGCCCACCCUCCGGAGCUUAUGUUUGACAUCGAGGGCCGUAACCCCACAACUUUCUGGCAGUCCACAUCUUGGAAGAAAUACCCAAAGGCCCUCCUGGUCAACAUCACGCUAUCUUGGAACAAGACCAUUGAGCUGACCGACGACAUUGUCCUUACCUUUGAGUCUGGCCGGCCCGAGCAGAUGGUCCUGGAAAAGUCGUUGGAUUAUGGACGGACCUGGCAACCCUACCAGUUCUAUGCCACUGACUGCCUAGACGCCUUCACAAUGGAGUCCAAGACGGUGCAGGAUCUGACUCAGCAUACCCUGCUGGACAUCAUCUGCACUGAGGACUACUCACGAGGUUAUGUGUGGAAGUAUGAUAAAACAGUGCGCUUUGAGAUCAAGGACCGCUUCGCGCUUUUUGCUGGGCCCCAGCUCCACAACAUGGCUUCACUCUAUGGCCAACUGGACACUACCAAGAACCUGCGGGACUUCUUCACCAUCACAGACCUGAGAAUCCGUCUGCUCCGGCCCGCUACAGGAGCUACCAUGGUGGAUGAGAAUAACCUGUCCAGAUACUUCUAUGCCAUUUCUGACAUCAAAGUCCAGGGCAGGUGCAAGUGCAACCUUCACGCUAACAGCUGUGUAUAUGACAAAGAGAAGUUGAGCUGCGAGUGUGAACACAACACAACUGGGCCUGACUGCGGCCGCUGUAAGAAGAAUUACCAGGGCCGGGCAUGGAGCGCUGGCUCCUACCUGCCUAUCCCAACGGGCACAGCCAAUAUCUGUAUUCCUAAUAACAUUGGUCCAGUUAACUGUGAAUGCUUCGGCCACUCCAACCGAUGCAGCUACAUCGAGCUGCUAAACACCGUCAUUUGCGUGAGCUGUAAGCACAACACUAGGGGCCAGCACUGCCAGCUAUGCAAGCUGGGCUACUACCGCAAUACCUCAGCAGAACUGGACGAUGAAAAUGUGUGCAUAGAGUGUAAUUGUAAUCCCUUUGGCUCAGUCAGUGAUCGCUGUAAUGGCACAGGAUUGUGUAUAUGUAAGGAGGGCACUACAGGGCCUAAGUGUCAGCAGUGUCUACCCGGCUAUUUGUGGGACGAUGGCUGCAAAUCCCGGGUGUGUGACAACGAGCUCCUGCGCUGCCAAAAUGGCGGAGUGUGUGUCAACAACGUCCGCUGCAGCUGUCCCUCAGACUACUCGGGCCUGCUGUGUGAAAAGCCCCGCUGCGAGUCGGAGCUGGGGGGCUGCGGGGGCCCCAAUUCAGGCCAGGCCCCCCUGACGCCUCCAUCAUCCCCCAGGCUGCUGCUGCUGCUGCUGCUGCUGGGCACGGCACUGCGGAGAGAGGCCUCCUGCUGGCCCGCUGGGCUCUGAAGAGACCCAUGACCUUUAACCUUCCCAUCCCCCCUUUCAAAUAAUCAACAACCAUUAAACAAGAACAACCAUGAGCUUUCUGGACUGUACUGUAACGAGCUUCUCCGCCGCCAGACUCAAUGGACACUCGCGCUGACAAUAAAGGGAAUGUGCCAGACACAUGAGUGCAAAAAACAACAACUUUUCAUUUAAUUUCAAAGAAUAUAUAGAAAUGAAAAUAAAACGUAUACUUCUAAAAAUGCCAGAUAUUAUUAAAAAAAAAGAGCAUUUGCCUAAUAAGAAUAAAAUGUGCAAAGAACAAUGAGCCCCCCCCCCCCCCCCCCCUUCUAAGCCAUACCAGGUACUUGAGUCCUUCCAGUUUGAGAAGGGAUAACUGAGGAUGACAGACUCGUUCACGUCCUCUCUCAUUGCCACGGCAACAGCUGCAGACCAAUCAGCUCUUGAACCAGCCGGCAGUGGCCGCCGAUUCCCCCCCCCGCCCACACCCCCCACCCUCACCCCUCCCCGCAGGACGCUUCUGCGAUUUAAUGUUGGCUGGACUGAUGCCGAGGAAUUCUCAAAGAAAGUGUCCCCGCUGAAUGGCUGACUGGCUGACUGGCUGACUGACUGGCCUCCCAAACAUAAGUGUUACACUUCGAUACGGCGACAGACAAAAAAGCGGAGAAAACACCGGAAGCAUUCUUUGCUGUCAGUGCAUUGUGGAUAGAAGGAAAUCUGCCCGGACUGCCACUUUGUGACACGAAAAACCUCGCCCACGUCGACCCCUCUCUAGCAUCUCUCCUUUUGAGCUCUAUCUCAUCCUCCCUCCUGUUCAUCCUCCCUCCCUCUCCUCUUUCCUCCCCCCCCCCCACACCCCACCACCAUGCUGCCACAGACCUGUGCUUUCGUAAACGUUACUCUGUAAACCCUUGUUGGUUGAAAGAUUCUUUUGUCCGAUGUUAGUGAUGCACAUGUGUAAGAAGCCCCUCCCCCUCCCCCUCCCCCUCCUUUCAUCUCUUGCAAAAAGAAACUCCAACGAAGCUGUCUGAUUCUUUUUCUAUCUGUAGAGCCACCACGCUCCCCUUAUGAUCAUGGUCCGAGGAUAGUUUUCACCUGAGCAGACGAGAAGCGCAUAAAAAACCAUCGGUGUAUUUGCAAGUUCUUUUCUCGACAGAUCAACAACAACAAAAAA
This is a messenger RNA of Etheostoma spectabile (orangethroat darter), 4210 nucleotides long. RefSeq names its product netrin g1a (gene ntng1a). Lineage: Eukaryota; Metazoa; Chordata; Actinopteri; Perciformes; Percidae. The record is from RefSeq and is a predicted model, not a curated record. Gene Ontology annotation, biological process: axonogenesis; tissue development; animal organ morphogenesis. Bases 1384 to 3039 code for a protein of 551 amino acids. The transcript is spliced from 9 exons.